Molecule: messenger RNA, 1158 nt
Organism: Lactuca sativa (garden lettuce)
Lineage: Eukaryota; Viridiplantae; Streptophyta; Magnoliopsida; Asterales; Asteraceae
Product: protein RMD5 homolog
Biological process (GO): proteasome-mediated ubiquitin-dependent protein catabolic process
Cellular component (GO): cytoplasm; nucleus; GID complex
Molecular function (GO): ubiquitin protein ligase activity
Source: RefSeq, a predicted model, not a curated record
AUGGAUCUGAAAAGCCUUAGAGAAGAAUUUGAUCGAGUUGCCAAGAACCAAGAACUUUCCACGACUAAAUACCACCAACUGAUUGAUAAGAUUGAAGAUGAAAUUAAUAGCGCAAUCACCGACCUUCAAUCUGCAGCGGACGACACCUCCUCUAUCGAUCAUAAAUCAGUGAUCAAUCACCUGAUAGACAAGCUCGCUGCAUAUAGUGUAAAAGAACAGUUCAAGAUGAUGAAGAAGGACCUACAAGUUGAUCUUGAAAACUACCCAAAAAUCUUGGGCAAAUUCUUUGAGACAGAUAUAUCAAAAGCAUACAUAAACGUGGAGUUUGACUCGCAAAUAGUCAACCAGAUGAUUCUAAACCUACUUUACCAUGAACGUCGCUUUGAUGUCGCAGAUAUUUUGUUAAACGAAUCUCAAGAACCCGAUAUUUUUCGGGUAAGAAGUAAAUAUUCAGAAAUGCAUGAGAUUCUUGACGCAUUGAAAGCUAGAAAUCUGGAACCUGCUCUGAGUUGGAUGUGUGUUAACCGUCAGAAACUUCACCAGGCUGGGUCAAAGCUUGAGUUUGAUCUCCGGCGACUUCAAUUCUUGGAGAUUUUUAAAGCAAACCGAUCGGAGGCAAACAACUUUGCCCAAACUCACCUUUCCCCAUUUGCUUCAAUUCGCAGUAAUGAGUUUUUACAAAUCACGGGCUGCUUAUUAUGGCCGGGAGAUCUCGAAGCUUCACCAUAUUCCGACUUACUAUCGCCGGAAAAAUGGACGGAGGUGAGCCAAGAGCUGAUGGUCCAAUUCUAUAGUUCUAUGGGGAUGUCCUUGAAGAACCAUUUGGCGGUGACUGUGGAGGCCGGAGCUCAAGGGCUGCCGACCUUUUUGGAGUUUGCUAAUCUGGCGAUGAUCAGUAGGGAGGAAUGGGCGGCAAUGAAGGAGCCUCCGGUGGAUGUGGAGUUGGGAAGAGAGUUUCAGUUUCAUUCGGUUUUUGUUUGUCCGGUGACCUGGGAACAAAGCGAUAAAAAGAAUCCGGCGGUGAUGUUGCCUUGUGGUCAUGUUUUUAGUUGGCGAUUCAUUAGGAAUGUGUCGAACCAAUGGAGACAGGUGUUUAAAUGUCCGACUUGUUCUGUUCUUGAUGUGUCGGCUGCUCAGUGCCGGCAAUUGUUUUUGUGA